UCUUCUAUUAUUGAUAUUUAUUAAAAAUGCAGAAUAACUCAGAUAUACAGAAAGAUCUCUACGGCUUCACCAUAUUUUUCGACUCUUUAUGCUCAGAGUCCCUAAAUCUUGAAGGGAAAUUAAUCAUAACAAUUGAUGAGGAGAUAGGGACACAAAUUAUAUCAAAAGAGGAUUGCAAAGUUGAGCAUGCACUUACUCUUAUUUCACAAUCGAUAAAGCUACAGCAAACCUUAUACUUUUCUAAGAAAAUGCAGAGAUAUAAUGAUAGCUCCGAUAUCCAAGCCUCUUUUUACGUCAACGAUGUAGAUUAUUCACAGCCUGUGUUCAUUGGAUUAAUAAAUAUAAAUUUAACCAAGGUGAUAAACUCUCAUUCGCAAGAUCAAGAAAUCGACAUAAAAUUGCAAAACUGAGAUUACAAAAAUACUUCAGUAAAAGUUUUAGUCUCUGCUAGAAAAGAUCUUCAAACCUCUUUAAUUCAACAAACAGGAAAACAAAACAGAGGAAAUUAUAUCAAUCGCCAAGCUCAGAGAUUCCAAAUGCUUAAUAAGGAUAUGGCUGAUGACUCUCUCACUAAGUAUGAUCAAGAUGACCUUUAUAUAAGAGAGACAGCAGCCCAGGAUUAUGGCCAGACUCGAGAAACUUUAAUUAGUGAUACUGACACUCAGAGUAUUAGAAACAAGAUAAUAUUUGAAGAUGAAACAUCGGAAUGAAGAGAGUCGAAUGACACUGAUAAUUUUGAUCACCUAAGACAACAAUGAUAUAAAGGAGUGCAUACUCCUCUAAAAGGUGACCAAGAUACUAUCAACAUAACACAAACUCUCGAUAACAUACAAACCAGUCGUUAUGAAAACUCUUACACAAACGAAUACUCCAAAAUCAGCAUCCUCAACUUCGACCAAAUCGAACAACAAAAAUCUUCAAAAAACCCGAAACCCAACCACAGCCCUGAAAUCCACCACAUCCUCUCAACGUACGAACAAAAACUAAGUAAUUUCCUCGAUCAAAAAGACCCCUCUCCCACUAAAACCCACUCAUGUACUAAAACUCCUUCAGAUCCCAGCCUAGAAUCCCUCAAACGUGCGUACUUCUCUGUCUGUGGCCAGAAUGAUAAGUUGAAAAAUGAACUAAAGAUGUUGAAGUUGGCCCAUCAGAGGUUAUAUAAUUAAAACUUCUAACAGAGAAAUCUCUGAGCUAAAGCAGGACAUUGCCAGCUUGACAGCAGAGAUCUCUUCACUAAUUGGGUACAAGUCAAGGUUCGAACAACUCAAGAAGGAAAACCAGAAGUUGGUUGAGAUAGAAGAGAAGUAUGAAGAUCAAGUGGAGAAAUUACAGGAGAAGAUUGAAGAGGUCCAGUUUGUGCAUUCUGGUAAGGAUUCAAAGGAUCAAGUCAAAAUUCAAGAAUAUUGACAGAGAAUAAAGGAUCUUGAAGAUAUUGUGAAACAGAAAGAUAUCAAGUUAGAAGAGAUCAGUAUUGAUAGAAACAUCUCUACUCUCUCAAAACAGAACGAAUCUCUAACAAAAAAAUUAGAACAGGUCAACAAGGCUUUAGCUACCCAGCAAGCCUCAACAGUGAGCCUCAAAAGACACAACUCUAUAGUAAAUAAGCUGGAAGAUGAGCUAAGGCAGAAGCAGAGAGAUAUAGAAGAAUACGAACAAACUAUUGACAUGUAUAAUAAGAGUAAAUAUGAACAGAAUUCAGAAGAACGAGGCAGUCAGCUACAGAGAAAUGAAAGUGGUUCAGAAGCUGUGAGUGACGAAGGAGAAAUACAUGAUGCGAGACAUUUGAGUAUGGAGGUCAUAGAAACUCAGCAUAGACUUGAAAGACUUGAGUUUUAUGAGAGGAAUAAUCUUGAACUGCUUGAAGAACUUGAGCAAAAAGAUCUGGAAUAUCAUCUAAGCAUCAAGCAUCAUAAGGAAGAAUUGAAUUCUCUCAAAAAUUAUUUUCAGGAACAACUCACGACUCUAGAAUCUUCUCAUGAGCUAAAAAUCUCUCAAAUAAAAUUGUCUGAAAGAAAGUCAGCUUCGUUAGACCAAGAGCAGCUCCAAGAUGAGUUUCAAUCUAUGUUCUCUGCAAAGUUCAACGAAUGGAAAUCCCAAGCAAAGCAGUACGAGGACAAAAUAAAACACCUCGAAAACAUGAUAAAUUCUUCAUAACCACAAAUUUUCAAU
Messenger RNA from Moneuplotes crassus, 2169 nucleotides. The record is from the annotation of a GenBank genome assembly. Lineage: Eukaryota; Ciliophora; Spirotrichea; Euplotida; Euplotidae.